Molecule: messenger RNA, 1920 nt
Organism: Penaeus vannamei (Pacific white shrimp)
Lineage: Eukaryota; Metazoa; Arthropoda; Malacostraca; Decapoda; Penaeidae
Source: RefSeq, a predicted model, not a curated record
GUAGAUAGAGGAAAAUGGACACCGCCAUCUUAUAGAGCGGAAGAAAUAGAGUAGGAUAGUGGUAAUUUUAAGAUGCACAGGCAUUAUAUUUACCGUUAAACGGGAAAAAAACCGCGGCGCUGCGCGCCGCGCAGAGCCUAAGUCCAAAACAUCCUUCCACAGGCAGAGUUCUUUGUUUAUGUUUACAUUUUCUAUAAGCUCGUUUUCUAUAUGUCUCAUUUUCUGUUAUUCCAUUUUCUAUAAUUGCGUUUUCUAUGAAGGUCACGUUUUCGGUGCACCACUUUCAACCAACCUGGAAUCAUUGCCGAUUACGAAUUAUUUUUAUACAUUAUUUUAUGUUAUUUAUAAUGAAAUUUCCUCAAUUAUAUUUAUGCUUAUAGAUUAUAUGUUGUAUUCUGUGUAAUGUGGUUAAUUUACCAUUACUAUAAUCUUUAUCAUAACCUUGAUUGAUUGUUAACAAUCUAACAAUGCUACUGCCUUGUUACAUCAAUUGCCUUCCAAUCGGAACAAUACCCAAUCUUAUUACGUAGUCACUUGCCUGUAAGCCACCGUCAUGGCAACUGCAAGUGAUUUUUGUGCGGAUUGUGACAUGGGGUAAGUUUAAAUGUUUAUUAUUUAUAUUAUUAAAUGUUUAUGUAUUUUAAAAUAUAAAAUAUUUUUGGCUUAUAUCAUAAUGGAUCAUUUUUUUAAAUUUAUUAUAUCAUGAUAGGUAUGGGCACUUCUGGGAAAAGUACGGCACCCAGCCUUCCCUCUUGCUCGAUCUUUGCCGUACACAUGGCCUCAUUUUGGAGGCCAUGAAAUGUCCAAAAUGCGACGGCGAAUGCCGUCGCGAUGAUAAUUUAAAUUCAUUUAGGUGCGACAAGACCCAAAAAAAAAAUAAUCGAAAAGUUAGAUGCAAUUUCAAAAAAUCACUUUUUAAGAACACCUGGUUUGAUAAUAGUAAGCUCGAUUUUGAAACUAAUUUAAAAUUUGUUAAUUUGUAUCUGCGAGAGAGGUUUUCUUACGCAUCUGCACGGAGCGAGUUUAAUUUCCCAAACCGGACUAUUUGCGAUUGGGCGAGCUUCUGCCGGGAGGUUUUAAUUUUCUGGUGUUUUGAAAAUCAAUCCGACAAAAUUGGUGGGUCAGGGGAAAUUGUCGAGAUUGAUGAAUCUAAAUUUGGAAAACGUAAAUAUAACGUAGGUCGUGUCAUAGAAGGUCAGUGGGUUUUUGGAGGAGUAUGCCGCAAGAGUAGGGAUUUUUUCCUCGUUGCCGUGGAGACGCGUGACUCUCUCACUUUGCUUAACGUCAUUAAGGAGCGUAUCCACCCAGGGACAACGGUCAUUAGUGAUUGUUGGAAGGCAUACAACUGUUUGGAGAAAGAGGGCUAUCAACAUUUAACUGUGAAUCAUUCAUAUAAUUUUGUUGACCCCAAAAGUAAAGCGCACACAAACACGAUCGAGCGGAAAUGGAGGGAAGCGAAGAUCAAAGUGCCCCGCUUCGGCAGGAGGACAUACCACUUCGCCGGGUACUUGGCUAAGGCCAUAUUUCAAAUGAAGUACCCGGCGGAGAACAAAAGAUUCCAUCAGUUCCUCCUUGCCGCAGCUCGCCUGUACCCUCCGCACUGACGGUAUGUGUUAAAUGUAUUGAUAAUGUGAUUUGGUUAUUAUUAGACAUCGUGCUAAUAAGGGGUGUGUUAAAUUAUUUUGGGCAAUCCUAAUUAAGGCAGCCGCGGAAAGUGUAUUUGAAUUAUUUAAUAAUGUUCGUACAUGCCGGGGAAUUUAAUAUUUUGUGGGGACCUCACUGGCCGUGCUUUAAUUCAAAAUCAAAGGUUGCCUUUCUACAAAUCUCGAUGUCUGCGAGAUUUCUGAAAACUAGGGCGAAAUACCCCCAGGGAGAUAUCGGCAACACGGACACCGGCGCGGCGCAUGUUGCAGCGGCGAC